CUGCCCUGUGAGGUGUGUGUAGUGGGAGGGCGUGAGGAGGAGGGGCAGUGGGGCUGUUCUAUUUUUACUGGCCAGUUGCCGUUGGCCACAGUUUUCAUAGCCUGCCCUCAGUGCUGUCCCUCCACUGUCUGCAGUCUGCUGCGAGGCUCAGGCUCCACAGGACUGAACAAGGUGCUGCUCUACCACCACCAUGCCGGAAGUCGAGAGGAAAUCCAAGAUCACUGCUUCCCGCAAACUCUUGCUGAAGAGCCUGAUGCUGGCCAAGGCCAAGGAGUGCUGGGAACAGGAGCACGAAGAGCGCGAGGCUGAGAAGGUGCGCUACCUGGCCGAGCGCAUCCCCACGCUGCAGACCCGUGGCCUGUCCCUCAGCGCCCUCCAG
This is a messenger RNA of Castor canadensis (American beaver), 379 nucleotides long. The record is from RefSeq and is a predicted model, not a curated record. Lineage: Eukaryota; Metazoa; Chordata; Mammalia; Rodentia; Castoridae.